Messenger RNA from Rana temporaria (common frog), 1631 nucleotides. RefSeq names its product growth differentiation factor 9 (gene GDF9). Lineage: Eukaryota; Metazoa; Chordata; Amphibia; Anura; Ranidae. The record is from RefSeq and is a predicted model, not a curated record. Gene Ontology annotation, biological process: BMP signaling pathway; SMAD protein signal transduction. Gene Ontology annotation, cellular component: extracellular region. The transcript has 2 exons. Gene Ontology annotation, molecular function: cytokine activity; growth factor activity. The coding region runs from base 80 to 1321 and encodes 413 amino acids.
GUCAGAGCCAGCUUGCCUGGAGCUCUGUGUGAUCUGACAUGGAGGGAUUUGGAUAGCUAAGCUUACGCUCCUUCAAGGAAUGGCUAUGACACUUUUUGUGUGCUUUUGCUAUUGUACCUGGCUGGCCUGCUCCUCUGCAGGCGCUUCAAGACUGGUGUACGGCAGCCAAGCCUAUAGUCUGCUACCACCCUUGCUCAAGGAGCUGUCAGAGCGCCCAGACUGGAAGAACGAAACACCAGGCCCUCAAUCAGUAGCCAUCAAAUACAUGAAAAGGCUGUAUAAAAUGCUGGCCACCAAAGAAGGAGUUCCCAGGGCCCAUAAGAGCACAGAAUAUAAUACGGUCCGUCUAUUUACACCAACAACUGAGUGCAAAGUGGGACCAAGAGAAGAGAUAAAAAAUGUGAAAACCCUGGACUUGUUGUUCAAUAUUGACAGUGUGUCUACAUUGGAGCAACAUCUUCGCUCUGUCUUGGUUUAUUCUGUAAGUAAACAAUAUUCCUCUUCAAAUCUCUCCUGCACCUGUAGCCUGGAGUUUGUGGAUCAAGAGACUGAAAGCCCUGUCUGUCCUAGACUUCUGUAUACAUCUGAAUUUCAACUGCAGAGAAAGCAAAGGUGGAUUGAGAUUAACGUAACCUCUUUUCUUCAAGCGUUUGUCACGAAUCGGCAAAACAUUCACCUGUUGUUUAAUUUGACAUGUAUGAGGAACAAGGUUCACUACAGUUUUGGAAUAGGGGAACCGCUAAGAAAAGCAAGGUCUCCUCCAUGUUUGCUUCUUUAUUUAAAUGACACCAGAAGUUUGGCAUACCACUGGAAAAAGUUGCAUAUAGGUCAUCCCAGCUGGGAUCAGAGUGGGCAUGUAAUUUCAUAUCUCAGUGAUUUAGCGGAAAACCUCCAAAUGCAAAAAGCCUCUCGCCAACGUAGAGGCCAAGACACGGAGGUGAACAGUCCACCUGAGUCAAUUGCAUUUAACUUCAGUGAGCUAGCCAAACAAUUUGUGCAUCAUCAAAAUGAGUGUGAGCUUCAUCGAUUUCGACUCAGCUUCAGCCAACUGAACUGGGACAAAUGGAUCUUGGCACCAAAUCGAUAUAGCCCAGAUUACUGCAAAGGAAUAUGCCCUAGGGUUGUUGGCCACAGGUAUGGUUCUCCAGUACAUACUAUGGUUCAAAAUAUAAUCUAUGAAAAACUGGACUCUUCUAUACCCCGGCCUUCUUGCGUCCCAUCUGAAUACCGACCCAUGAGUGUUCUCAUCGUUGAACCUGAUAAAUCUAUAGCAUAUAAAGAGUAUCAAGAUAUGAUUGCAACCAAAUGUACCUGCCGUUAGCCUUCCUUUGCAUAAUCGUGAUCUGUGUGACCAGCCAUAAGCAGCCCAUGCUUUUAGGUUUUAUAGUGACAUAAUGGUAGAAAAGUUUAAUGACAAAUGGAAUGUUAGAAUUUCAUCUACCCAUAUCCAAAAGCUGGUAUUUUGUAUUGUAUUAGGAAAAUUUGCCAAUUAUUACUUUUCUUUGUUCCAAUCCUAUUUGCUUCUGGUUUUAUGGUAAAGGUACAUUUAAAUUUGCUUGAAAAAAUCCUCCAUCUUCAAUGUAAACCUGAAAGAAAACUGCUUUACAAAGAAAAAUAUGAACUUUUUGUAU